Molecule: messenger RNA, 1491 nt
Organism: Thalassophryne amazonica
Lineage: Eukaryota; Metazoa; Chordata; Actinopteri; Batrachoidiformes; Batrachoididae
Product: mitochondrial import inner membrane translocase subunit TIM44-like
Biological process (GO): protein import into mitochondrial matrix
Cellular component (GO): mitochondrial inner membrane
Molecular function (GO): protein-folding chaperone binding
Source: RefSeq, a predicted model, not a curated record
UCGCUUCACCCAAGAUGGCAGCUCCCUUAUGUUGGUGUUACGAAAUACAUCUAAGAAGCAGCUUGCUGGCUUUCACUUCUUUAAACCGUCUACUUCACAACAGGCCUAGUGUCUACACGCGACAUGGGUUACCCAAAAGCCCUUCAGAGGUGCCUCAUUCGCCUCUUCAACAAAUCAGGUGUUUGUCAGCAGAGAGGGGCGCUGGCAGAAAAGGAUUUCUGGGGGAGUUUCUGGACAGCCUGAAGCAGGAGCUGAGUAAGAAUAAAGAAAUGAAAGAAAACAUCAAGAAGUUCAGAGAAGAGGCCAGAAAACUUGAGGAGUCUGAUGCACUGAAACAAGCUAGAAGGAAAUAUAAAACAAUAGAGUCUGAAACAGUGAAGACCUCAGAGGUUCUUAAGAAGAAGUUGGAGAACCUCUCCGAGACAGUUAAAGAGGGAAUUGGGGAGGUUAGUCGUACAGAAAUUGGGAAGAAAAUCAAGGAAGGAAUGGAGGAAGCAGCCAAAACAGCUAAGUGCUCAGCAGAGACGGUCUCCAAGAGUGGAGAGAUGCUGGGCAAGACCAGUGCUUUCAGAGCAAUAUCACAGGGUGUGGAGAGUGUCAAGAAAGACAUUGGUGAUAUGGGCCAUGUCGGCCCAUAUCGGCCUCCCUCCAAACUGAGGAAGAGGACUGAGUUCUCCUCGAAAGGAACAGGAGAUGACAGCAAGAUGUUCGAAGCCAACGAAGAGACUGUGGGUGUGGUCCUCCACAAGGACUCAAAAUGGUACCAGCAGUGGAAAGACUUCAAGGACAACAAUGUGGUGUUCAACCGGUUCUUUGAGAUGAAGAUGAAGUACGAUGAGAGUGACAAUGCCUUCGUUAGAGCUUCUCGUGCCAUCACUGACAAGAUGACCGACCUCAUUGGCGGAUUGUUUUCUAAGACUGAGAUGUCAGAGGUAUUAACAGAGAUCUUGAAGGCGGAUCCAUCUUUUGACAAAGACGCUUUCCUUAAACAGUGUGAGCAAGACAUCAUCCCAAAUAUACUCGAGGCCAUGAUCAGAGGGGAGUUGGACAUAUUAAAGGACUGGUGCUAUGAAGCAACAUACAGCCAGUUGGCACACCCAAUUAAGCAAGCCAAAGCAAUGGGAUGUCAAUUCCACUCCAGAAUCCUGGAUAUUGACAAUAUUGAUCGGGCAAUGGGGAAGAUAAUGGCGGGUCCAGUUCUGAUUAUCACCUUCCAGUUCAGCGGUCAUGGGGUCCGGAAUUCCAAAGAGUUGGUGGAGGGAGACCCAAAAAAAGUGCUGAGGAUGAUGUACGUUUGGGCUCUGUGCCGUGACCAGGAGGAACUCAACCCCUACGCUGCCUGGAGACUACUUGACUUCUCUGCAUCGAGCACCGAACAGAUCCUCUAAGACUUUUUGAUCACCAUAAAGUACACUCAGCCAUGGUGAGAACUUCUACAUGUGACCAGCCAUGGUUUAGAUGGGAAAAAUGGAAGGAGAAUGGAAGUGGAGA